AGCCGCCUCCCGGGCAUCAAGGUGAAGUACCUGCUGGUGCUGUGGCUGGGCAUCUUCGUGGGCAGCUGGGUGGCCUACAUGCACUACGCGUCCUACUCAGAGCUGUGCCGCGGGCACGUGUGCCGCGUGAUCAUCUGCGACCAGUACAAGAAAGGAAUCAUUUCUGGCUCCACGUGCAAGGACCUGUGUGAGGAGCGCAGCCUCCUCUUCCAGCACUGCCUCUCCUCCUCUCCCACCCAGCAGGUUUACAGCGGGCUCUGGAGGGAGACGGAGGUGAUCAUCAAAUGUGGCAUCGAGGAAGCCCUGAAGGCAGACGGGCACCCAGACUCUGUGCCCAGGAGGGACGUGGUCCUCUUCGACAAGCCGACACGAGGGACGUCGAUGGAUGAGUUCAAAGAAAUGCUGCUCAACUUCCUGAAGUCCAAGCUGGGAGAUCAGCCUUCCCUUGCAGCCCUGGUGAGCCGGAUCAUCGGCAUGGCAGAUGUGAACCGGGAUGGGAAAGUGUCUUUAGCAGAGGCCAAAUCUAUCUGGGCUCUACUUCAGCUCAACGAGUUCCUUCUCAUGUUCUCCUUGCAUGAGAAAGAGCACACUUCCAAACUACUGGGGCACUGCGGGGACCUCUAUGUCACCGAGAAGAUCCCCCACACCUCCCUCUAUGGGGUGGAUGUUCCCCCGUUCCUCCAGCCGCUGCUGCCUUCGGUCGUGCACCAAAUCAUCCACCAGUGGUUCGCUCCAGCGUGGCCCCGGCGGGCGAAGAUCUCCAUCGGCCUCCUGGAGUUCGUGGAGGAGAUCUUCCACGGGACCUACGGGAACUUCUACAUCUGCGAGGCCAGCGUGAGCAACGUGGGCUACAACGACAAGUACGACUUCAAGAUGGUCAACCUGCGGAAGGUGGCGACGGAGAUGACAAUCCGAGGCUUCCUCAAGGGGCGUCACUGUGAGCAGAACGUGGACUGCACCUACGGGAAGGACUGCACGGCCACGUGUGACAAGCUCAUGAAGCAGUGCAAGAGCGACGUGGUGCAGCCCAACCUGGCCAAGGUGUGCGGGCUGCUGCAGGACUACUUGCUGUACGGGGCACCGCUGGAGCUGAAGGAGGAGCUGCAGAAGCAGCUCCGAACCUGCAUGACCCUCAGCGGCCUGGCCAGCCAGAUGGAGGUGCACCACUCCCUUGUGCUCAACAACCUCAAGACCUUGCUCUGGAAGAAGAUUUCAAACACCAAAUACUCCUAA
This is a messenger RNA of Nestor notabilis (Kea), 1233 nucleotides long. RefSeq names its product family with sequence similarity 69, member B (gene DIPK1B). The record is from RefSeq and is a predicted model, not a curated record. The transcript has 4 exons. Lineage: Eukaryota; Metazoa; Chordata; Aves; Psittaciformes; Psittacidae. The annotation marks the transcript as partial.